AUGUCAAGUUCUCCGUCUUCUCCGAAAAGGGAGCUUGAUGACACAAACAAAGCUAAGGAAAUCUCGACAAAAGGGAAAGAACCUAGGGCGUUCAAACCAACGACAAAGAUUAACCAAAUUAGCCUAGAAACAAGUUCAAAUUUUCCAGAAGAGAAAGCUGUCUUGGAACUUCAUUCCGUAAAAUACCUGGAAAAUUCGCAAACCACCUUCUUGCCCACGGGAGAGGUAAUAGUGAUGGACCCUAACACUAACAGACUAAGGAAAAUUGCGGUAUUUUUCGAUACGGAUGCUGAAAUUUCGUUCAUUGAUACGGUACUGGCCGCCGAACUACGCCUCCCUACAAUCAAGGAAACGAAAUUACGUCUUCAUACGUUCGCUUCUGAUCAGGUACAAGAAACACGAUCCCGCAAAGUUCCCCUCCAAAUAUGGGACGCGGAAGGACAACCACUCUCCCUACUCCUAUUUACGCACGACAUCUUAACCAAGCCAUUCGUGACCGAUCCGGUCUGUGCAGAAGACCUGGAAUUUCUCCGUCAACAACAUCUGCGGAUUAACCUCACCACAAGCGGCUCAACUGUAAAGCCUUCUAUCCUCCUAGGAUGUGAUCAGCUGUGGACACUACUCAAGAACUAUGUACCACAAGUACAACUUCCAUCCGGAUUACAUCUACUUCCAACGCGCACUGGACACUUGAUGACCGGACAAGUCAAAACAAUAGAGAAUCACGAGGACGAGAUGGGUAAAUGGGAUGGCUACGGGACACUGGAAGGCCAAGUUAACGUUGCUUCCAUCAUUCAUAUGAACACGGAUGAGAACGAGAAUUAG
Necator americanus (New World hookworm) is the source of this 825-nucleotide messenger RNA. RefSeq lists its product as uncharacterized. The record is from RefSeq and is a predicted model, not a curated record. The transcript has a single exon. Lineage: Eukaryota; Metazoa; Nematoda; Chromadorea; Rhabditida; Ancylostomatidae. The coding region runs from base 1 to 825 and encodes 274 amino acids.